AUGACCACCGAUGACUUUGGCAAUCCUCUCAAAAAGUUCAAGCUCGUUUUCCUUGGAGAACAAAGUGUCGGCAAAACGUCGCUCAUAACCCGCUUCAUGUAUGAUACCUUUGAUAACACCUAUCAGGCAACCAUUGGCAUCGAUUUCUUAUCAAAAACCAUGUAUCUAGACGAUCGAACCAUCCGAUUACAACUUUGGGACACUGCUGGUCAGGAACGGUUCCGCUCCCUAAUCCCAAGCUAUAUUCGCGACUCUUCUGUGUGCGUGGUCGUCUACGAUAUCACGAAUCGUAAUUCUUUCACACACACGACCAAAUGGGUAGAUGAUGUACGCGCUGAGCGGGGAUCCGAUGUGAUCAUUGUUUUGGUAGGCAACAAGACCGAUCUUCACGAAAAACGCCAGGUGACAACGGAAGAAGCUGAACGCAAGGCAAGACAGAACAAUAUCUUGUAUAUCGAAACAAGUGCCAAACUUGGCCAUAAUGUAAAGGCCUUAUUUCGCAAAAUUGGCCAUGCUUUGCCUGGCAUGGAAAACCAUCACAGUGACGAUAAAGAACAACUGACCAAAGUGGAUUUAACGGAUACAUCGGAAAAAUUUCAGGAAGAACCAAGCUUUUGCGCAUGUUAG
Messenger RNA from Radiomyces spectabilis, 627 nucleotides. RefSeq lists its product as uncharacterized. Gene Ontology annotation, molecular function: GTP binding; GTPase activity. NCBI's taxonomy places the organism in Eukaryota, Fungi, Mucoromycota, Mucoromycetes, Mucorales, Radiomycetaceae. The transcript is spliced from 9 exons. The coding region runs from base 1 to 627 and encodes 208 amino acids. The record is from RefSeq and is a predicted model, not a curated record.